Molecule: messenger RNA, 3086 nt
Organism: Stegostoma tigrinum
Lineage: Eukaryota; Metazoa; Chordata; Chondrichthyes; Orectolobiformes; Stegostomatidae
Gene: rx1
Product: retinal homeobox gene 1
Exons: 4
Coding region: 721-1674 (317 amino acids)
Biological process (GO): positive regulation of transcription by RNA polymerase II
Molecular function (GO): DNA-binding transcription factor activity, RNA polymerase II-specific; RNA polymerase II cis-regulatory region sequence-specific DNA binding
Source: RefSeq, a predicted model, not a curated record
UAGUGGGUUAGGGCUCCCAUAGUCAGUGCUUUUGAAACUAACAUGGAAAUGUUGCGGGGUUUGGAAAGGGGUCUUCUCCAUACCCAAACCCGAACUAGAAAGUCCGAAAUGUCUAAAUGUUUGAUUCACAGCCAAGGCACCAGUUAGCAAAGUGAAGCUUUGCUCCGGAGGUGACAAUUCAGUGAGAGAACCACCUCUCUCUCGGAAUUUACAGCAAUUACUGCAUUUAAAAAAAUCCCCUUCAUGUCAAUCAGUGUCAAGAGGAUGUCUGUCCUAAUGAUCAGCUCCGCUAAUCCUUGGCGAUUUAUUCAUUUCCCCCUCGUAUACCGACAUCUGGGAAGCUUAAAAGAUUGACGGAACACUAUGGGGAGUGGUCUGGGAGCCAGGGAGAGAUCUCAGGAGAUCAGGCGAGUCCCACAGGGUAUUUUCUUGAGGUUCGGUAGAAUUGGAGAGGUCUUUUCCUUAAAAAAAGUACAUUCUUUUUAAAAUGUAACUGUUUCCCAUUUUUGAGACGUUGAGUUUCUUUCCUGGUCUGUUUAACAUUUUUAUCAAACAAGGAUAAAAGGUCUGUAGUCGCCACUGGAGCUUGUUUUUCUUUAACAAAAUGUCGAUUGGAAUCGACUUCGAAAGUUGUGAGCAGGGGGGCAUGGCUUUGCAGGAGUUGCUGUGAGCUGUGAUUUGUUUCUUUUCUUGGAGCCCAAUGCGUCGUUCCAGGCUGAAAUGAACGGCGUGGAAGAAACCUGUUUGCCCCCCAGCAGCUUCCACGAAAUGGUUAAGAGCCCAGGCGCCUGUUCGCGAGUUCACAGCAUCGACGUGAUCCUGGGAUUUGCGAAGGAUCAAUCCGUGCUCAGCCCGGCGCCCCUUCCUUCCAAAUGCUCCCAGGAGCAGGGCGAGAGCCAGCAGACUGCCUGCUACAGCCCCAUCCCCGGCCUUGGGCUCCGGGAGGUCACCGACCGGCCUCACACCUUUGACGGCGACCGGCCUCACACCUUUGAUGAUUCCAGGCUGUUCUUGAACAAGGAUCUUGGUGAGCUAACAGACAGCGAGCAGAAAGCCGAGCUGAAAAUGGAUGAGGAGCCACCUAAGAAGAAGCACAGGAGGAACCGCACUACCUUCACCACGUACCAGCUCCAUGAGCUGGAGAGAGCCUUCGAAAAGUCCCACUACCCCGAUGUGUACAGCAGAGAGGAGCUAGCCAUGAAAGUCAACUUGCCUGAAGUCCGGGUGCAGGUAUGGUUUCAAAAUAGGAGGGCAAAGUGGAGGAGACAAGAGAAGAUAGAGGCUAGCGCAAUGAAAUUGCACGAUUCUCCCAUGCUAUCCUUUAAUAGGCCACCGAUGUCCUCCAGUGUUGGACCCUUGAGCAAUUCCCUUCCACUGGACCCCUGGCUGACAUCUCCCAUCUCUAGUGCAACUUCUAUCCACAGCAUACCCAGCUUCAUGGCAGCACCGCAAGGCUUACAGACCAACUACUCAAGCCACUCAUUCUUAAAUUCUCCACCGCCGAUGGUCCAGACAAUGCAGUCGAUGGGAUCUCCAACCUACCAAUGCGCAACAACAUUUGUGGACAAAUAUCCUUUGGAAGAUGUAGACCAGAGAAGUUCCAGCAUUGCCUCCUUAAGGAUGAAAGCCAAGGAACACAUCCAGUCCAUCGACAAAAGCUGGCAAAAUAUCUGAUGGAAAACUAUCGGUACUUUAGGAAAGCUGUUAAACAGUACCUUGGUUGAAGUGACAAUGUGAUGGCAGCCUCCAGCUCCAAAAUAACUUAAUCCAUCAUGAGGCAAUAGUCAUGAUAAAAAUGUCUGGAUCUUAAAAGCUACCAGUGUGACCUGGAUAAAAGCAAACUGCAGGUGGGACUGGCCUUAGUUAUACACCAAAAGAUAAAUUUUAUCUUUUGAUUACGGAGGUAACACUCCAGUGUUAUGGGGAGAAUAUAAAGGCACCACUGCUUUCUAUGCUUUUCCAUUAUCACAACACUGUAGCAAAAUGCUGUCUUUCAUUACCUUCCCAAUUAGGCCUAUUGAAUGCUGUAGAUAAUGUGCAAUUUUUUUUAUAUCAUUGGGAAACCUGGGUGAAGGGGCAAGGCCCACAGUGCAGGACACCACUAAGGUUGUAAAGAGUAGAAGGAAAGAGAAGAAAUAGUAUUUAGAUAAUCCCAAGUUUGUAGAAUACAAGGUGCAAGGAAGGUGAGGAUUUCCACAGUUUUCAGAUCGUUGAAGAAAAUGAUUAGAGGUAGAAGAUGUUGUGAUGAAUGUGGUUCUCAACAGAGUGAGAAUAUUGACAGGAUCGAAGUGGUCUUUCACUUCUUGUUGUCUUACAGAUUAUCUUCUUUAAAAAAUAAACAAUAUUGCUGUUAAAUAGUUAUUUGAAAGAGACUGCCAUCCUUAGCAUGCAAAGAUGUGCAGUGCUUUCUCAUUGGGUCUAACAUUUGACUUUUGUGAAUAAAUUUAAUUUGAAUCUUAUGAGCACACAGUUCUGGAAUAUAGGUUAAUGAUAUUACAGAAAAUUACAUAUCAACACUGCCAAGCCACCAAUCAGCCAGAGUCCAUUUUAAUUGAACAUUGCUCCAAUAAAAAAUGUCAGUUGAAUCUGUCCUGUAUGUGUUGGUACUUCUGAUAUACUUUUAAAACUUUUUUUAAAGAGUUUGAGUACUUGUUUUCAGCAAAGUGACGUGUAUCGGUCGUGGGAAAUGGACUUGCCCAUGUGAGCACUCAGUGUCAGUGUCAAUCAUCACUAACUCAGAUACAGCACAGUUAGCUACAAAUAUAUUCUUACUGUUUUCCAGAAUCAAACACUCAAGUUAGUAUACAUCCAUGAGUGAAGCAUAGUCUACAUUAGGAAUGUAGAUCCAGGAGUAAAUCAUUCAACCUCUUAUCACUGUGCUGCCAAUCAAAUAACCAUUUCUGAUCUAUGUGUUAACUCCAUCGUAUUCUUUGAUGUAUUCAUUGAAUGGAAGGUGCUCUGGAACAUCCUGGACAUGUAAAAAUAUGCUAUGAAAAUGCAAAUUUUACAUUCAUUCAUCAGAUGCACUUGUUGCCAGCUCUUUCUUGUGUUUUUGGAUGUUUUUGUGUUCGUAUCUGAUGUAAUAU